CUUGUCAAAGAGUUGUUAUGAACACAGAGGAAAGAGAGGGAAUUGAAAAAAACUCAAAAUGACUCGUGUAAUGUGAAUUUUAUUAGACAGAGCUCGCCAAUAUAUUUUGAGUGAGUGCAGACAUCUUUGGAGCUGUGUGUGAAGUACCAGCACCCUCAGAAUGGAUGGAGAACAAAGGCAACAGGCUGUGGAUAUUGAGCAAAAUGCGGCUGAGCUGUUACUCAGAAAUCCAUACUGCUCAAACGAAGAAACACACAGUGGUUGUAGAUUACCCAACAUGAUGGUCCAGCCGAAGCGGGUUACAGGAAAACAGUGGUCACUCUGGAAAACAUUUCUGGUGUGUCUGUUGGCCUGUCUAAUUGCUACGGCCCUUGUUGUUCUGGUUUUAUAUUUUGUCCACUUUGGCAAGCCCACUAACAUUACCACCGUCAUCAUUCACGCAGACAGAACGUCUAAUCAUGUCACCUGCAUCCCUGGGUCUACCUCAUCUCCCACCUCAUCGUCCCUGCCUGGAUCUCAGAGCACUCUGCCUUCUACCCUUGUGGCACACCAAAGCUCCUCCACCAUGGUGCCUCGAUCUCCUAUGGAGACCACUAAAACCACAACAUGGGGCCAUAAAAUUAUCACUGAAAAUAAAAAAUGACAUUUUUGAGCUCAGCCUUCCUCAAGCCAGAUCAACACCCUUACCCUGAAGGAGGCAUGUCCAAGGUGUUCUCCCCUCCCUGCCAAGAGGUUAUGUGGCUUCAUGAGAUCUUGCCCCUCUUGCUCAGUCAUUUGCUGGCUUCCCAAAUGGUGAUGACUCAGUCUUGGGCCCUCCAAUGUUCAAAUGAUUGGAAAAGAAAAAUUUCAAUAGAGCCUAGUUGAUUCAUCCCAGCUGGGGCCUAGAGCAUCCUUUUCAUCCCUCUGCACAACCAACCUCAUUUAUCACUAAUGAGGAUUUCAGCUGCUGAAGAAGCUGCCAGGUGGACCCUGCUCUACUUAGCUUCCUGGUUGUUGAUUAUUUCCCAGUCUCAUACACUUGACUAUUUUCAGCAUUUGUAUUCAAGUGGCAAAAGAAGGAAAUGUUCAAUUAAAGAGAUUAAUGAACAGGAAUUAUUAUAUAACUAUUGAUCAUUACAGAAGGGUUCUUCCCAUUAGGGAAUUCAGAAAAGAGGGGAGAUCAGUGAGGUUCAGAAUAACCAAGGGAGAUUUCAGAGAAGGGUUGAAAGUUGAAAAAGGGUGCGAGUUUGGAUUUAAGAAGAGAUUAUUAAAACAGAAAAUGAGAGGGCCAAGGGGUUUGAUAGAAUUAAAAUUAAAAGUACACUCAGAAACACUUCAAAUGUAACAAGUGUUGUAUUUUAUUUAUAGGCACUUUUUCACUGAUAUUGUCAAUAUCACUUUUCAUAUUUGAUAUUUUGCUUAAUCUCUAAAUAGUACUAUAAACUACUACAGUCAUGCACCGCAUAACAACGUUUUGGUCAACAACAGACCACAUAUACGGCAGUGGUCCCAUAAAAUUAGUACCACACAGCUUAGGUGUGUGGUAGGCUGUACCAUCUAGGUUUGUUUAAGUACACUCUAUGAUGUUUGCACAACGAGGAAAUCACCUAACGGUGCAUUUCUCAGAACAUAUCUCCAUUAUUAAGCCAUGCAUGAUUGUACUUAUAAAACUUGAACUUUUAAACUGUUUUAUUCUUGUGCUGUAACUUUGAGGGCACAUUGCUUAUGAUUUGCUAUGAGACACAAGACUUGCUCAAUGUUACUUAUAUUUGGAGUGUUUAAUACUCCCUAGAAGCAUACGCAUUUUCAAUCUGGAAGAGACUUGAGAGUUAAAGCAACUUGCCCAAUCCACACCCAACCUCCCAACUCUAUAAAAGGGAAGACCAUCCCAGAGAAGAGGAACUCCUGAGCAAAGACUCAGACCUUAUGAGUCGACAGUAGAGCUUGGAUCUCCAGUUUACAAUUUCUGACUCUCUUUUUGCACACCAUUAGAGGUUCUAAAAGUGUUGUUUUAUUCUUCAAGAUUUCCUAAAGAAGAUUUUGUAUUCUAUAUAAUUCUAGGUUGGUUUGCUGCAGUCAUUAAUAGAACAUGUAAAUUAGCACAGACCAUGAGGCCUUGCUGAGUAAUUAGGCUCUGCAAAGUAAGAUUAGAAAUGUGGUUAUUCUUCAGAUAAUUGCAAUUUAUGGGCAGCUGGUAUUAUUUCUCAGACACUAGUAAGUGUAAAAAUUUGAGCCUUUGAAGAAUAAUUUUUAUACCACAAACAUUAUUUGACAAUAGAAUUUAAGAAUGAAGAAAGGUAUUAUAUAAAUCUUGGAAAAGAAAUUUCACGAAGCUCUAGAUAAUAUUAAUAAGCACAAUGGAAUAAGUGUGCAUGCGUUUUUUUCCAGGGUAGUUUUAAAUCAAUUCAUUUCUAUUGUAUUUUUUAUUUACCUGCCUGUGAAGAAGAAAGAUUAAGUUUAGUAGGUUUGAAUGUGCUUCCUUAUAUGAUUUAAACUUUGUUUUGUGAUAUAAAAGUAAAAAGAGCUUUUA
This is a messenger RNA of Diceros bicornis minor, 2509 nucleotides long. RefSeq names its product dynactin-associated protein-like. NCBI's taxonomy places the organism in Eukaryota, Metazoa, Chordata, Mammalia, Perissodactyla, Rhinocerotidae. The record is from RefSeq and is a predicted model, not a curated record. Bases 161 to 643 code for a protein of 160 amino acids. The transcript has 4 exons. Gene Ontology annotation, biological process: activation of protein kinase B activity. Gene Ontology annotation, cellular component: Golgi apparatus; plasma membrane.